This is a messenger RNA of Acanthisitta chloris (rifleman), 1308 nucleotides long. It is a transcript of the gene SLX4IP, whose product is annotated as SLX4 interacting protein. The annotation marks the transcript as partial. The transcript is spliced from 6 exons. The record is from RefSeq and is a predicted model, not a curated record. NCBI's taxonomy places the organism in Eukaryota, Metazoa, Chordata, Aves, Passeriformes, Acanthisittidae.
UGUGGGAACUUCGCUGUCUUGGUGGAUGUUCAUAUUUUGCCUCAAGGCUCCAGUAAAGACACCAGCUGGCUUUCAGAUCAUGAGAAAGAGGAGGUCUGCAUGCUGCUAGAAGGACUUGUUGCUUCAAGAGUCAAACACUACUUGGAAGCACGUAAACAACGUGGUCAGUGGAAAUCCAUGGAACGUUCAUCGUCUGGUCCUUUGUUUCUUACUGCCAACAGUUUACACAUUACUGCCUACUUCAUGAAGAGAUGGGUUAACCUCCGUUGUGCUCUAGGGAAACAUUAUCAUGCACUGCGUGUGUUUCCAGAGAGACUUAUAGUUUGUGUCAGUAGACUUGACUUUGAUCCAAGUGCUUGGAUGUGGGAAAAUGGUGUAUUGAAGGAAGAAAUUUCCAAAGGGACAUCUGAAUAUUUUACUGAACCUGCUGAGAGCAAGAAGCUUCAGAUUAGUCUGAAUGAACAAAUAAAGCAAGACAUCCUGAAAAAAAUUGUGAAAAGGACAAAACCAAGGAAAAGUAGCACAAGCAAACCUCAAAUCAGCAAGGACUCCAAGAAAGUGUAUCUUGGCUCGGUGGACUUGCAGGCAGAGAACAGAAAGAACGACUGUCAGACUUCUCUCAGUCCUCAGUCUGAUGUGAAACGUAGGAGUCCAGGCCUGCUGAAGGACUGCACAAAUACAGCUGAGAGCAGCUUGAAGCUUCCUGUUUUAGGGCUGGAAAAUUAUGUUAAUCAGAGACAGCCAGAUGAUGUUAGCAGCCAGCAAAAACCUCACUCUCUGGAGCAGUUGGAGGCGAGUCUUCUGAGUGAGAAUCCUGUUUGCAGCUCUGAGUCAGCACUGCUGGGUCCAAAACAAAGGCAAAAAGUGACCAAAACACAGGCUCAAGUAAAGAGCUGUGCUUCAGAGGAAAAGUUAGAGCACUUCAAUAAAGUGUCCUCUGAAAGGACUCCUUUAAUUUCUAGCUCUACAGACAUGAGUAAGUGCAAUGUGUAUUGUUUGGGUCCAUUCCUGGAGGAGAAGACCCUCCUUAAUUCCAGGUUGUUUCCUGAGCAAGGCACAACAAAGACCGUGGCAGACAAGAAGUCACUAACUCUGAGAAAAAAACCCUCCCAGCCUCUUUCUCUGAGUAACAGUAUAGAGCAGAUGAGCCAAAAUGAGCCAAGCACAGCCACUGAAGCAUUGCCUGUGAUGCCAUCAUCUUGUCUAGAGCUGCAGUCUGUGUCUUCAGAGAAACCUACCCGAAAAAGAAAAAAAGAAGUUGAAAAUGGUCUGGGGAAGUUAAAACUGAGAAGGCUUAAGAAGUCGUAA